UAUAGUUCUUCUCUUCAUAGUGAGUGAGAGAGAGAGAGAGAAUGGUUUCCAGGGUUCACAAGAGAACAGCACUGUAUAGGAGCAUACAACAGCUUCGUUCAAUCACUAACUCCCAUGCGCGCCGUAAAACGUCUGUGAUACUGGAUGCAUCGAAGUACAUACGUGGUUUAAAGCAGAAGUUGCAAGAAUUGAACCAAUUAGCAGUUGCUGCAGCCCAAAAGGACAUUGAGUAUGGUCCAGUAAUGCCCAUGCUAAAAGUGGAACCACAAGAAGAGGGGUUUAUGAUCAAGGUGCUGAGUCAAAGGAGUUGUCAGGGGUUGUUGGCGUUUAUAUUGGAAGCCUUUGAAAGGCUUGGUCUUGAGGUGCUCCAGGCUAGGGCUUCUUGUGUGGAGAGCUUCUCUUUAGAAGCAUUUGGAAUCAAAGAGAAAAAUGACGAUACCCAUCGAGUGGAUGCACAAGUAGUUGAGCAAGUUGUGUCUCGAGCUAUAAAUGAUUGGAGGAAAGUUACAAAGCAAUGUUGAUCCAGCAAUGAACGUGUCCUAAUAAGAACACGUUUUCUUUUCAUUAUUUUUUGGGGGGUUAAUUCUUCCAGUUAAUGUUAUUGCUUCAUCCUUCAAAUGGGUCGGAUCGACUGUUUGCCUUCUUAGCCCAAUCUACUGAUUAGAUGUGUAUGAUAUAUAACUUGUGGGAAUGGUGACCAAGCUUUGGACAGCGCAUUAUUAUUUUGUUUUCAAUUCCACUUAUGUUAUGUUGAGUGUGAGACAAUGAGGAGCUGUAAAUAUUUCAGAUAGAAGAAACCCUUUGGUACUUCAUUCUAGAAAACAACGUUUAAAAACCAAA
Messenger RNA from Glycine soja, 840 nucleotides. RefSeq lists its product as uncharacterized. Gene Ontology annotation, molecular function: DNA-binding transcription factor activity; sequence-specific DNA binding. The transcript is spliced from 4 exons. Lineage: Eukaryota; Viridiplantae; Streptophyta; Magnoliopsida; Fabales; Fabaceae. Gene Ontology annotation, cellular component: nucleus. The coding region runs from base 42 to 521 and encodes 159 amino acids. Gene Ontology annotation, biological process: regulation of DNA-templated transcription. The record is from RefSeq and is a predicted model, not a curated record.